Drosophila arizonae is the source of this 918-nucleotide messenger RNA. RefSeq lists its product as uncharacterized. The record is from RefSeq and is a predicted model, not a curated record. NCBI's taxonomy places the organism in Eukaryota, Metazoa, Arthropoda, Insecta, Diptera, Drosophilidae.
CGGCACAACUCAUUUCGGCACGUUAAGCUCAAAAUUCGAAAGGAAAAUCCGAAAUAAAAUCAAAUAAUAAACAAAAUCGGAAUUGUCCGAUCCACUCGACAAUAGCCGCCGCCAUAGUUGAACGAUGAAUCUAUUGCGCAGCUUGCGUGCAGCCCUCAAUGAGUUCUUCUAUCACAAUUAUCCUUUCAUAUCCCUAUGCAGCUGCUUGGUGGCCCUGUUGACAGCCUAUCUGCACUACGAGUGGAAGGUGCACAAUUAUGAUCUGGUGUCCUGGAAGCAGCUGGGCGAGGCCUGCUGCUCCACGGACGUGGACGUCUUUCAGCUGAUCGUCCUGCUGACCAUUCUGCUCAUCAACAUCAUCUUUGUGGGGCUCAUCGUUGCCGCGUAUAUGCGGCCGCUGGGCCAACGCGAUACGGAGCUGACGCUGCUCGAGAUCAAGGAUCGCUUCGCCCGGUUCAUACUGUUGCGGCUGAUAGCGCGCCUCGAUCGCAUCCAGAGCAAGCUGGCGGCCAAGCGCAAGACACUCAGCCUGCAGCACUUCACCCGGGCCCAUCACAGCAUGGUCAAGGCGGUGGCUGUGUUCCGCAAGGAUGCGCGUAAGCUGCUGCUGCCCAACGAGUCCGAGAUCAUGCAGCCCAUCGAGGAUAUCUAUGGCGUUGCCGACGAUGAGGAGCGAGCACUGCGGCGCGACGGCUACUACAAGCUGCCGAUCGAUACGACCGAUGCGACGGUCAAGAGCUUGUUUAGUGCGCAGUGAAUGCACACGAGAAUAUCAAUUGCGAUAACGAUAACGAUAACGAUAACGAUAACAAUAGCAAUAGUGAUACUGAUACCGUUUACGAUGCCGAUAACGAUUUUUACGUCAUUGGCAAAUCCGAUUUUGUUUAACUAAUUCCCCAAUAAAGCUAAAACCUUUAC